This is a messenger RNA of Tupaia belangeri chinensis (Chinese tree shrew), 1265 nucleotides long. It is a transcript of the gene SEC11A, whose product is annotated as SEC11 homolog A, signal peptidase complex subunit. The coding region runs from base 1 to 795 and encodes 264 amino acids. The transcript is spliced from 7 exons. The record is from RefSeq and is a predicted model, not a curated record. NCBI's taxonomy places the organism in Eukaryota, Metazoa, Chordata, Mammalia, Scandentia, Tupaiidae. Gene Ontology annotation, molecular function: serine-type endopeptidase activity. Gene Ontology annotation, cellular component: membrane; signal peptidase complex.
AUGAACGGAAGUGGCGAGGGCCGUAGUGAGAAGGCCCUCCUACGGCGAAGCGAGGCCAGGCCAGGAGGCUGGGCUCGGAGCGUCUCGAGUUCCCCGCCAGGGGGGGGCGGAGCCGUGUUGGCUCCCGCCCCGGAAGCGGAAGUGCAGGAGUCGCCGGGUACCGUCCAGUGUGAGCCUGGCCCGUGCGCCUGCCGUUCCGCCCGCGGGUCACUUCGUGCCCUCUCUUCUGCUAGUGUCCCGCUCGCCGACCCCACCAUGCUGUCUCUAGACUUUCUGGAUGAUGUGCGGCGGAUGAACAAGCGGCAGCUUUAUUAUCAAGUCCUAAAUUUCGGAAUGAUUGUCUCCUCAGCACUAAUGAUCUGGAAGGGGUUGAUGGUAAUAACUGGAAGUGAAAGUCCAAUUGUAGUGGUGCUCAGUGGCAGCAUGGAACCCGCAUUUCAUAGAGGAGAUCUUCUCUUUCUAACAAAUCGAGUCGAAGAUCCUAUACGAGUGGGAGAAAUUGUUGUUUUUAGGAUAGAAGGAAGAGAGAUUCCUAUAGUGCACCGAGUCCUGAAGAUUCAUGAAAAGCAAAAUGGGCAUAUCAAGUUUUUAACCAAAGGUGAUAAUAACGCAGUGGAUGACCGAGGCCUGUAUAAACAAGGACAACACUGGCUAGAGAAAAAAGAUGUCGUGGGCAGAGCCAGAGGAUUCGUUCCUUAUAUUGGAAUUGUGACGAUCCUCAUGAAUGACUAUCCUAAAUUUAAGUACGCGGUACUCUUUUUGCUGGGUUUAUUUGUGCUGGUCCAUCGUGAGUAAGAAGUCUGCCUUGCUGUUCCUGGGAAGAUGCUGUACUUUUUGUUACUGAAUGUUUGGAGUAGAUACUGGUCUGUGAUUGGUGGAAUGGAGAACACACGUGUUGGCACUUCUUGGUAGCACCGGUUUGCAUUAGUUUAUGUUUCCACGCCAGAGUAUGUGUGGGCGGGUGCAUGUGCACCAUAGUGCACUCGAGGGGACUUUCAAUCACAGAAUUUCAUAUGUUGUCAUUGUCACACUUUCGCAUUUUUGUACAUCAGUGAACUUUUUAUAUUAAAAGGUUGAGCCAAAGCCCCCAGUGUUUGUAUUUUGAAGCUAAGCUUCACUUUCUCAAGUGCCUACAGAGUUCUGUAAAUGAAAAUGCAGCUCUGCACGAGUUUGAAACCGUCAUUCCUCAUGAUGGGAAUGGCAUAGACCAAGAUGGUCUAAGUCUUAUCUUUUCAAAAUUUUAAUAAAAGACUUUGCACAUUGAA